Galdieria sulphuraria is the source of this 739-nucleotide messenger RNA. Its product is annotated as 20S core proteasome subunit beta 4. Gene Ontology annotation, biological process: proteasomal protein catabolic process. The record is from RefSeq and is a predicted model, not a curated record. Gene Ontology annotation, cellular component: proteasome core complex; proteasome core complex, beta-subunit complex; cytosol. Lineage: Eukaryota; Rhodophyta; Bangiophyceae; Galdieriales; Galdieriaceae. Gene Ontology annotation, molecular function: peptidase activity. The transcript is spliced from 3 exons. Bases 43 to 624 code for a protein of 193 amino acids.
ACAGUAAAAUCAAUUUCAUUCGGUUUAAUUUUUUGUAUAGUGAUGGAUUCGGUGAUUGCUCUAGUCGGCAAAGACUUUGUGUUGUCAGCCGCUGAUACUUCAAACGCACGUUCUGUUAUAGUAAUGAAAGAUGAUGUUGACAAAAUAAUGGAACUUGAUAGUCACAAGACCCUGGCGAUGGGUGGGGAACCUGGAGACUUUGUUCAGUUUACGGAAUACAUACAAAAGAAUCUUCACCUUUACGAAUUCCAGACAGGACUGCAGUUGAGUACUCACGCAGUUGCGAAUUUCAUCCGUGGUGAACUUGCUAGACUUAUUCGGGAAGCCCCAGUUUUAGCGAAUCUGCUUUUAGGAGGCUUUGAUGAAGUAUCUGGUCCUUGUUUGUAUUACAUCGACUAUCUUGGUACUCUGGAAAAACUUGACUAUACUGCUCAAGGAUAUGCUUCUUUCUUUAUACUUGGUACUUUGGAUCGAUAUUAUCAAAAGGAUAUCACGUUGGAACAAGGAAUAGAAUUGAUGAAACGUUGUAUUCAGCAGCUUGGUAAACGAUUCGUCAUCAAUCAAAGGAAUUUUAUAAUGAAGGUAGUCGAUAAGGAUGGUGUUCGCCAGAUAAAUUUUGAAUAAAGAGUUUGAGCUAUUUACUCGGUAGAGUUUUUCAAGUGUUUGUCAAUGACGUCGGAGGAACUUGAAUAAUGGGAGCAGCUGGAACCUUGAAACCUAUAAAGCGUUUGUACUCCAA